AUGCAAAAAAAAGGAAGUUUGGUUGUCAGGGCAUCACAUCUCUCCACAGAAGAAACCCAUCGCCAGUCCUCGAUCCCCCCCACAGCCAGUAUGUCAAAUCCAUCGUCAAAAGAUUAUUCGCGUAGGGGAAAUUAUGGUGAUACUAACAGGACACCAUCAGUACGCUCAGGCUCAUCAAUUCGAUUUCAAGAUUCAAAUGACCAAGGUUAUACACAAAGAUACCCGAGCUCAAGUACGCGCCAAGAAGGGUAUCUCCCUGCACGCCAAGGAGUAAGAUCUGACGACAGAAGCAGUUAUCAGGCUUAUUCAUACCGAGAUCGUGGAAGGGAAAGAUCUGAUACUCCAAAUGAACCAAGCUCAUAUCGCAGAGAAAGGUUUGACGGUCCAAAUGAACCAAGCUUAUAUCGAGGAAAAGAAAGAUUUGAUAGUUCCAAUCAAUCCAGCUCGUACCGUGGGAAGGAAUGGUAUGGUAAUGUCAGUGAAGCAAACUCAUAUCGUGGUGAUAACUAUAGACCCAGGAACAACAAAAGAAGAUACGAUGAGUACCAUGAUAAUUCUUAUAGACCCAACCAGUCGAGGAGAAGAGAUCAGUAUGAUGCAAGUUACCGUCUUGAAGCACGACAACUCGAGCAAAUUGACCCACCUCGAUCAGAUGCAAAAUUGUCUAAAGCUGAAAUCGAAAAUCGUAUUCUAGAGUUGGAACACCAUAUGACCAAUUUGGGUGAUACACCGUCAUUGAAUGGAAUUAAAGUUAUUGAUUCGCGAUGGGGUAUCAAAGCAAAAGGCUUUGAAAAAGUGAGUGCACCAAGAGCAAAAUUGUCAGGUUUGUUUCCAUUACCUGGAUUUCCACGUCCUGUUGACUUUACAAAGCUUGAAGGCUUGGUCAAGGAUAGACUUCAGAACAGCAAUGAUAUUUUGAAUGAAACAAGCAGGAUCGAUCCUGUUGACUCAAGAGUGGCAAAAACCCUAAUAGUUAGUGGCAUUGAAUACAUUAACUACUUGAAAAUUGUCGAAUUCUUCAACGACUACUUAAGGAUGAUUGAUUUUGAACAGAGCUCUAGUAACAAUAUUCACAGCAAGAAGAAAUUAAAGGACGACAAAACAUUGAUCAUUGAAUUCAAUAACAGUGAAUGUGCGACAAUUAUUUAUUCGCUCAAUGACACCGAAUUACUAUUCAAUGCCUACAAGGAGGAUCAUGUUGAAAGAAGGGAAAUAAGUGACAAAUUUAAGCUACAAAUAUCUAGGCCAAAUGAAUAUGUAGUUCAAGAUGAGACGACAAUUUCGGAAGAAGUAAAAGAAGUUGUUGAGGAUAGUCCGAGAAAAAUGUCACUCAUCGUUUCACCCAGUGUUUCGCCUAAUGACGCAAGUGAACAACUUCUGGCAUUGGCGCCUCUAGCUGGAAUGCAAUUUUUCCGACAAAAAGGAACAAAAGAGCCAUUAGGACUAAUAUUUGUGGAGUUCAAACUGAACCGUGAUGGAAUAAUUGAAAAGUUAAAGGAGUUACCCUUUGUAACAAAUGCUUUUUAUUCGUGCUUACCAUGUUUGGAAACCCCAAUACAAAUAGGUCCCAUUGACUACCACACAUUACCGAAAUUCGUAAACAAUGAACUUGUUCGCGCUAGAGCAAGUUCCAAAGUGGUUCAACUAAUAAAUGCGGUUUCAAUAAAAGACUUGAUGGAUGAUCUGAACGUGAAAUUUUUGUACAAUGAUAUGAAGGCUGAAGCAUCGCAAUUUGGAACGGUGGUGUCUAUCAAGAUUCCACGGCCUGCUAAUGACUUUACACCAGGACUACAACAAUUGAAUGUAGCUGGAUUGGGGAAAAUCUUUAUUGAAUUUGAUGACGAGAAUUCCGCAUUGAAGGCACUUAUGGAACUCUCAGGAAGACUGUACAAUGAUCGUACCGUGCUUGCAACUUACUUUGACCAGGAAGACUACAAAAGAAACAUCAUCUAG
Molecule: messenger RNA, 1953 nt
Organism: Lodderomyces orthopsilosis Co 90-125
Lineage: Eukaryota; Fungi; Ascomycota; Pichiomycetes; Serinales; Debaryomycetaceae
Exons: 1
Coding region: 1-1953 (650 amino acids)
Cellular component (GO): commitment complex; nuclear speck; U2AF complex
Molecular function (GO): pre-mRNA 3'-splice site binding; poly-pyrimidine tract binding
Source: RefSeq, a predicted model, not a curated record